UACGUGCAUUGAACCCCCGGCCAAACUUAACAUUCACACACCCACACGUAUACCAAGCCCCACUUCAAUCUCCCCCAACCCACCUCCCUCCCCUCAAAAAUCUUCUUUCUUCUUCUUCUUCUCUCCUCUAUCUGAGCUUGCCAAACUACGACCUCCACCGUCCAUGGCGGCCAGAUUUUCUGUCUGCCCAAGCUCUCGGUCCUUCCGUUUGGGCCGAAACCCAUUCCUCUGUCCAAAACCCAAUUCCGUCAUCACUCCCACUUAUCUAUUCUCUUUGCCAAUUCGCCGGUUCGAUACGAUGCUUCGGUCUGGUCGGAAGACAACGACGACGGUCUGUUUCGUGGUAGAGGACAAGAAAUUGAAUACCCAAGUUGAAACUAACGAAGAGGAGGGUGAGCAUGAGGAAAUUGAGAAACAGAUCUCGGCGGCACGCUUGGCAGAGAAGCUUGCCAGGAAGAGUUCAGAGCGAUUUACUUACCUUGUCGCCGCAGUCAUGUCUAGUUUUGGUAUUACUUCCAUGGCGGUCUUCGCUGUUUAUUAUCGAUUUUCUUGGCAAAUGGAGGGUGGAGAGGUCCCCUUCUCGGAGAUGUUUGGUACAUUUGCUCUCUCAGUGGGCGCUGCUGUGGGGAUGGAGUUUUGGGCGAGAUGGGCUCACAGGGCGCUCUGGCACGCUUCGUUAUGGCAUAUGCACGAGUCUCACCAUAAACCAAGAGAAGGACCCUUUGAGCUGAACGACGUCUUUGCCAUUAUAAACGCCGUUCCUGCCAUUGCCCUCCUCUCCUACGGUUUCUUCCACAAAGGCCUUGUUCCUGGUCUCUGUUUCGGAGCUGGUCUUGGAAUUACAGUGUUUGGGAUGGCCUAUAUGUUCGUUCACGACGGUCUCGUUCACAAAAGAUUCCCGGUGGGCCCCAUUGCCAACGUACCCUACCUCCGAAGAGUCGCCGCGGCUCACCAGCUCCACCAUUCAGACAAGUUCAACGGAGUCCCAUAUGGACUGUUCUUGGGACCCAAGGAACUUGAGGAAGUGGGAGGGCUUGAUGAGUUGGAAAAGGAGGUUAAUCGCAGAAUUAAAUUAUCCAACAGUUCGUGAUCAAUUGCUUGUGAUACAUUUUAAUUUUAUCAGUGUAGAAAAAUAUUAUAGUUUUACUAAUAAAAUGAUUCUGAGUUGCUUUUUUGGUUCA
This is a messenger RNA of Camellia sinensis, 1181 nucleotides long. RefSeq names its product beta-carotene hydroxylase 2, chloroplastic. The record is from RefSeq and is a predicted model, not a curated record. Gene Ontology annotation, molecular function: iron ion binding; beta-carotene 3-hydroxylase activity. Gene Ontology annotation, biological process: xanthophyll biosynthetic process; carotene metabolic process. Gene Ontology annotation, cellular component: chloroplast. Lineage: Eukaryota; Viridiplantae; Streptophyta; Magnoliopsida; Ericales; Theaceae.